CCACCAAUAAGGUGUAUGGUUACAGAAUUCCGUUGAGACCGGGCUACAUCAAUAAGGUGUAGGAAAAAAAUAAAAAUAAAGUGACGGAGAAAAUUUUCUCAGCUGCUCCAUUCUUUCCUCCUUAUUUAUCGUUGGACUUUCUUCACGCUUGAACUGCAAUUUUUGAGGGGAGAGCUGUAAUUGGGGGAGUAAUUGCAUCGUGCUGAACAUACAGCCAGCCAAAAUUCCAGAAAAGAUAGGAAAAUAUCCAGUAAGUGUUGUAUAUUUUGUUGUAAUAUGUAUGUAUGUGCAUAAAUGUUAAAUAUUCCUCGAAUAUCGACUCAAAUGUAUUUCACGUUUCAACAGGUACUCUCAACUUUACGAAAUCAUGGCUAUGCAAAUAUCGGAAGGUGAUGACGACGACCUCUACUACGACGCUGCUUCAGAAAAUGAUUUUGAAGCUGAGGACGAGUCUGACAGCGAUAUUGACGAGGAUGAAACCAUAAACUGGGAUGAAGAAUUUCGUCCACCCGUGCAUAAUUUCCAAGGUCCAGAUGAUCAAAUCAAGGAUGAUUUUCGCCACCACUUUGGAACAUCUCUAGACAUUCUCAGAAAAUUCAUUGAUGACUCCAUGGUCGAAAAGAUAGCUAUGGAGUCGAACAGAUACGCUGAGCAAGUGAAGCGAACCUCUCCCCGUGCAUUUAUUGGUUGGACCCCAGUCACUGCUGCUGAUAUCUGGCGCUUUCUAUCUCUUAUUUUGGCCAUGACGCUUGUUAAAAAAUCAUCUUAUAAAGAAUACUGGUCCACAGACCCCUUAGUUUCGACCACAUUUUUUCCUUCUGUCAUGAGUCGAGAUAGGUAA
Molecule: messenger RNA, 841 nt
Organism: Folsomia candida
Lineage: Eukaryota; Metazoa; Arthropoda; Collembola; Entomobryomorpha; Isotomidae
Exons: 2
Coding region: 368-841 (157 amino acids)
Source: RefSeq, a predicted model, not a curated record